AUGAUGGAGUACGCGCAAUACCAACAACCGGCGCAAGCCCAGCAUGGGCAUGGCCAGCAUAUACAGGCGGGAUAUCCAAAUUCGGGGCAACACCCAGGCGCAGGACCAACCAUCACAUCACCAGCCCAGCAACCACUUCACUCGCAACAUGGCGUACAUAGCCAAACGUCGCCAAUACUAUCGUCUCAACCUCAACAAGCUGGGCAAACUCAAGGGCACGCGAUACAUCAACAGAUGAAUUAUCAACCCGCAUAUGGAGUCCAGCCUGGCAUGCACUAUGGCAUGCCGGGAAUUACGCCGCAAGCCGCUGCGAUGGCAGCCACUGCUGCUGCUUCUGGCCAAGGGUAUCCAUACGCAAUUCCUGACUCUGGUCUCUCGCAGACCUCACCAAAAAUGGCGGCUGCAAUUAAGCGGGAAAGAGGGCCACGAUCGCCACAACAGAUGAACAACCAGAUGGGCCACCCACAGGUCAACCAAGGCCGAAGGAUGAGCCAGCAGGUUCCAUCUCCAGCAGUGGCAAAUUCGCAGCCCAUUAUGAACCAUGGUGCCCCGCGACCGCCCGCGCCCCCAAUGCCCGCCAACCAACAACACGCGCAGUCCCCCGAACUUGUAUCUGGAGCUGUUGAAGAGUCCCCGCUUUAUGUCAAUGCGAAGCAGUUCCACCGAAUAUUAAAGCGCCGGGUUGCGCGCCAAAGAUUGGAGGAGGCUUUGCGCUUGACCUCUAAAGGAAGGAAGCCAUAUCUUCACGAAAGUAGACAUAACCACGCCAUGAGAAGACCUCGAGGGCCUGGUGGCAGAUUCUUAACUGCCGACGAGGUGGCAGAGAUUGAGAGGAAUAAAGGCGAGGGUGGAGAUGACGCUGAGAAAGGUUCUUCAGAGACGCCCGCGAAAGGCAUACCGAACAGUGGUGGUGGUUCAGGGACUAAGCGAAAAGCGGAAACCGAAAAUGCAACACCAAGCAAAAAGGCAAAGCUCAGUGGCCCUCCCGCGCCAGUACGAAGUAGUGCUGAAGAUGACGAGGAGGAGGAUGAAGAUGCUGAAGACGAUGGUUGA
Messenger RNA from Venustampulla echinocandica, 1053 nucleotides. RefSeq lists its product as uncharacterized. Bases 1 to 1053 code for a protein of 350 amino acids. Gene Ontology annotation, cellular component: CCAAT-binding factor complex. The record is from RefSeq and is a predicted model, not a curated record. Gene Ontology annotation, molecular function: RNA polymerase II cis-regulatory region sequence-specific DNA binding; DNA-binding transcription factor activity, RNA polymerase II-specific. Gene Ontology annotation, biological process: regulation of transcription by RNA polymerase II. NCBI's taxonomy places the organism in Eukaryota, Fungi, Ascomycota, Leotiomycetes, Helotiales, Pleuroascaceae. The transcript has a single exon.